UAAUGAGCUCUUGACAGCCGCAGCUCGCGAGGAGGAACCGUUAACUCUCUCAAACUGACAGGAUUUUAUCAUGGACUCCACAUUUACUUCAUUAAAAACGGCUGUCGGUGUAGUUUAACGUUUAAGCGUGCGGUUUUGCUCCUCUUUAGAUGUGUUUGCGGUGACGGAGUCGCUCAUAAUGUUCCGGUUGUUCUCGCUGGCGGAGCGCAGCAGACAGAAGCAGCGGCUCGAGCUCAGUCUGGCGGGAAUCUGCGAGCUCGAGCUGCUCAAGCGGCGGCACGAGGCGUCGAUCAUCCGCGCGCUCGCGCUUCACACACCCGAACCGGAACCGGAGAGUCCGGCGCGGCCGCGCGACGACCCGAACCCGAGGCUCCCGCCGCCGGAGGCGUCGUGGAGUUUGAUGAAGCUGCUGCAGCAUCAGGUGGGAGAGCUGAAGGUGGACGCAGACAGCUGCGCAGUCGAGCCUCUCACUGACGCUGGAGACGGUCGGCACAGCUCAGGCUCUGAACAGACUGAGGGUCCUUGUCUUCUCGGCCCGUCUGACUUCGCCCGCCCUGUCCGGCUCUCUGAGAGACCCAAGUCUGUUGGUGAUGUAUUUGUUGGCCGUGAGCUGAACGGGUCGGUUCGCGCUCCAGUUCCCCGCUCUCUCUCGGCGCCCCAUCCUCCGCUGGAGGGCAUCGGUGAAGAGGAGCCGUGGGUGUGGCAGCCUGGAGACGACGCAGAUGACGAACCCACCGCGGAGGACUACAGACAGGCGCAGCGCGUGGAGACGUACAUCCUCGGCCUGAUCCAGCGCCUCGCCUCCGCCAGACCGAACAAACCUCGCACCAGCCUGGGACCCGAUACCAGAGGAGUGAUCCGACAGAGCAGCAUCAGCCGCAAAGAGCCGGCGUACGUCCCGUGGGCCGACGACGAGCAGCAGUGCUCCGUCCGCUAUCCCAGACCGGUGCUCGCUGGGAUUCGCUCCACAUCUCUGGAUUUUCCCAGCAGCAGCGAGGCCGAAUCGCCACAACACGUCUACCAACACGCACACUCUCCGUCCUCGGACGAGCUGGUGAACGCGCAGUACAUCCCAGCGCAGCCUUGUCGCGCUCAAGCGUACAAAGCUCCGAAAGCCGGACGCUCGCCCGAGAGGAAACCGAGAGCGAUGCAGAAGAAGUGCCGCUUCACGGAGGAAAAGAUGGCGCCGAAGAAGCCCGGCCGGAAAGCCUGCCGCGCCCAAUCAGAGAACAACCUGCGAGGAGUUUCCGAGCGCAAAUACAACACAGCGGAGAGGAACGUUGCGCCCAAAACACGCCGCGGAUCGGGUCACCGCCGCUGGCGCUCCACGCUGGAACUGAGUCAGGACGAAGCCGAGACCGAACAACCAAUCAGACGCUCCCGUAAACCUCGCCCUCCACCCUGUGUCUACAGCCAGCCGGCGCCGCAUCUCCAUUCCCGCGAAGACCCGCCGGGAGAGUCCGAGUCCAGCCUGAGCGAGGCCGAGUCGCCCGCCUCCAGCUCGCUGUCCAGUGACUCUGACGAGAGCGGCGGAUUGGUGUGGCCGCAGCAGCUGGCUCCGCCCUCUCCGCCCGGAAACACCCUGCAGCCCAAAGCCUUUGUGAAGAUCAAAGCCUCGCACGCGCUCAAGAAGAAGAUCCUGAGGUUCAGAACCGGGUCACUCAAAGUCAUGACCACCGUAUGAGACACACACACACACACUUAUUUCUGUUGAAUAUCUUGUGUGUUUUGGCUAAUUCAGUUCAGUUUCAGUUUUGCUCAACCCUGAUCCACAGUGGACUGGAUCAUGAAAACACAACUCAAGUGUCAUUUCCAGCCGUGCCUUCUGAACCGAACCCGUUUGUUCAUUCUGGGAUUGAGACACUUUACCAUUUGUUUGGGGAGGAAAUAGAGGACGAUAGACUGAGUGCAACUCAACGCAUCGUUAUGACGCUCAUGGCGUAAGAUGCUGAAAAAACAGCAGCCAAACAUCUGUACAUCCGUCUGCAUUGACCAACACUUUAACGUAUCACAGAUAAACCAAGAUGAAUCACCACGGUGAUGAUGAUGAUGUCACACAUGUAAAUGUCUGUAAAUGUUCCCUGUAUUUAAACCUGUAAAUAAAAACCUCUUCGUAAUGAUAUGCUAAUGUCGCGAUGAAACUGAA
Messenger RNA from Megalobrama amblycephala (Wuchang bream), 2146 nucleotides. It is a transcript of the gene dact3a, whose product is annotated as dishevelled-binding antagonist of beta-catenin 3a. Gene Ontology annotation, cellular component: cytoplasm. Gene Ontology annotation, biological process: negative regulation of canonical Wnt signaling pathway. The record is from RefSeq and is a predicted model, not a curated record. NCBI's taxonomy places the organism in Eukaryota, Metazoa, Chordata, Actinopteri, Cypriniformes, Xenocyprididae.